CCUACGGCCACAAACACCGACACGACCACCACCAUUACGACAUUCAUGCUUCAAUAACAACGACUGUGCCCCUAGCGAACAAUGGCACAACCUCUUCCAUCGAAGGAGCAGACGCUCUUCCGACACCUCGUGCAGAACUACGAAUCGAAGCAGUACAAAAAGGGCUUGAAAGCCGCCGAGCAGAUCCUGAAAAAGCACCCGAGCCAUGGUGAUACACAAUCGAUGAAGGCCUUGAUACUCAACAAUCAGGGCAAGUCAGAUGAGGCCUUCGAGCUGUGCAAGCUGGCCCUCAAGAAUGCCAUGCGAUCGCAUAUUUGCUGGCAUGUCUACGGCUUGCUCUGGCGCAGUGUGAAAAACUACGAGGAAGCCAUCAAGGCCUACCGCUUUGCACUGCGACUCGACCCGGACAGCGUGCAGAUCCAACGAGACUUGGCAUUGUUGCAGGUGCAGAUGCGAGACUACCCCGGGUUUGUGCAAAGUCGAAAUCAGAUGCUCCAGUCGAAACCAGCCUUGAGGCAGAACUGGACUGCAUUGGCUGUGGCUUUGCACUUGAAUGGAGAUUUGGACAAGGCUGAAGAUGUUUUGCAAAAGUACGAAGAGACUCUGAAGCAGCCGCCUGCCAAGAACGAUAUGGAACACGCAGAGGCGUUACUGUAUAGGAACACUAUCAUAGCUGAGACGGGCGAUUACAAACGUGCGCUGGAACACCUCGAGUCCAUUCAAAAGAGCGCACUGGACAAGACUGCAGUCAAGGAAGCAAAGGCUGCGUAUCUGCUCAAGCUUGGUCGAAAAGACGACGCCGAGAAGGCGUACCGUGCGCUUCUGCACAGGAAUGUAGAGAAGCGAGCUUACUAUCACGGUCUCGAAGCAGCGCUUGGACUGGAUCGGACAAAGAGCGAAGAUCACGAAAAGCUGCUAGCUGUUUACCAGAGCUUCGCAGACAAGAGCUCGAGGACAGAUGCUGCCCGUCGUAUACCUUUGGACUUUCUGCGCGGGGACGCCUUCCGACAGCAUGCAGAUUCAUACCUGCGCAGAGCACUUGCAAAGGGCGUGCCGAGCACUUUCGCGAACGUAAAGCAGCUAUAUGCUGAUGAGGACAAGCGCCGUACGAUACAGGGUCUCGUAGAGGGAUAUCUCGAAGAAGAGGCACAGGUCAAUGGUGGUGCUGAGGCGCAAGAAGUCAAUGGUACUACCAAUGGCACAGCCAAGCCAGGCUCUGCCCAGCAGUCCGCAACGUGGUCACUCAGCGUGAACUACUUUCUUGCGCAACAUUACAACUACUACCUCUCACGCGAUCUUGACAAGGCACAACAACACAUUGAGAAAGCUAUAUCAUUGAACACUUCGAAGAGUGACUACACCUACCAGAUGACUCGUGCUCGGAUAUUGAAGAAUCAAGGCGAUGUGGGGGCUGCAUCGAAAGCAAUGAAUGCUGCGCGGGAGAUGGACCUUCGAGACAGAUACAUCAACACCAAAUGUGCCAAAUACCAGCUUCGUAACGAUGAGCACCAGGCUGCCAUCGAUACUAUGGGCUUAUUCACACGGAACGAAGCGGUGGGAGGACCCCUAGGCGAUCUUCUGGACAUGCAGUGUGUAUGGUAUAUCACUGAAGAUGGCGAGUCUUAUCUUCGCCAGGGCAAUCUCUCACUAGCGCUCAAGCGCUUCAAGGCUGUCUACGAUAUUUUCGAGGUCUGGACAGAGGACCAGUUCGAUUUCCACACCUUUUCGUUGAGGAGGGGCAUGAUGCGCGCCUAUAUCGAGAUGAUCAGAUGGGAAGACAAGCUACGUGAACACCCAUUUUUCACCCGGGCUGCGUUAUCAGCAAUCAAAAUAUAUUGCAUGCUAUUCGAUCGUCCAGAGCUUGCGCAGGCAAGUCCACAAAGUGAGGCUGAUAAGAAGAAAGCCGCAAAGAAGGCGAGGAAGGAAAGCGAGAAGGCUGAAGCCGACAGGAAAGCAGCAGCUGCAAAGAAGGCCAAUGCUAAAGGAGAUGACGAUGAGGCGGCGCGAAAAGAAGACAAGGACCCACAAGGUCUUGAUCUACUCAAGCAGGCGGGCGAGAAACCGCUCGAGGAGGCAAUGAAAUAUGUGACUCCACUUCUGGAACUGAGUCCACGCAACAUUCAUGCCCAGACUGCGGGCUUUGAGGUCUACAUCAGACGAAAGAAGUAUCUGCCCGCGCUACGUUGUCUGCUCGCGGUUCAGUCAUCCGACUUCGAUGGCACAAGCACUCAGGAAAUGGCCAAUCGUCUCAAGCUUGCGCUGGAAAAAUCGGAAGAGGCUCUCCCCAAAGAUGCGCAGCAGGCAAUAGAAGCUCUGCUAUUGUCGAAGCAGUAAUUUCAAGUCUCGUUCAAGAUGUGUAUACUAGACGCCAGACCCGAACAUGCCGGGAAAAGGUCCAGAAUAUCUGAAACACCGCUAUGGUCGAGUACAGUGUGGUGAAAUCAGCAAAAAGGAGCUUCACCAGGGCGACUGUCCUUGAGACCUCUCCAAAAGAGGGAAGUGUGCCACAUGGGUAUUGAGCAGAGGUCUGCCACAAAGAGACUAAAUAUUUGCAUUGAGUAUUUAGCUCACUCGGUGAGCCGAUUCAUAGUCUAUGCUAAGACUCCAUCGUCAAUGACGCUUCUUGUUGGUCCCCACUGCCAUGUUUCUUGCGCACAAUGAAUGCCCGGCAUUAAAAACUUAUGACAGCUUGUAGCUUAAGGGACUCAAGCGCCCAAGUCCAUCGCCCCGGCAGUCGCAGGACCCUGGCUGAAUAGUCCCUCGAUACUGAAUGGCUCCGCCAAUCGACUCACAACCUGUACUUCGCUCUUGGAUGUUGCAGCUGACGGUUUUGACUGCUGUAGUGCUGGCAAUUUGAGCCUCUGCUCUUGCAGGUCAUUGAGCACAGUCAAGGCCGCGGCGUGCAGGUUCGGCACGCCACCACGACUCAGCCGACCUCGCUUUCUUGCGACAUCGACCAAGAAUCUGGUUGUGACAUCGCUUCCAGCGGUGACAAGUGGGGGUAGCUGAUAAAACUCUAGCAACUGUUGUAUCCCAUCUGGCGUCUUUUGGAGUCGUGCGAGAAGCCUAUUCACGGGCUUCACAGGAUCAUCGAUGACUUGUUGGGGAAGCUUCUUUUUCGCGGACUCCGCUGUGUUGGCUACAGGCUUUGAUGUGACUUCGACCUCAUCUUCUGCAUCGUCUUGAUCAUCAUCGCCGACCCCGUCGUCCUGUCUAGUGUAUGCUUGGGCUCUGUGCGAAGCCGAUGCCACCAGAGCGGCCAUAGGAUUCACAUCCUCCCUAUCAUCCAUUUCGUCGUCGUCGUCGUCGUCGUCAGCGUCGCGUGACUCUUCCAACUCCUCAUCUAUCACGACGCCGGGUGUAGUAUCCUCCGCUCCGCCCUCUCUCUGCGCCUUGGCGACCUGCCGCCUCCGCUCUUUUUCUUCUUCCUUCGUGCGCUUAUUGUCCUCAAUCUCAGCCAAGAUCUUAUCUUUGUAGGGAAACAAAUUGGGGAUGCCCGGAUCCUUCUUCAGUCGGGAGCGCCACUGUGGGUUUUUCUUUGCCUCUUUGCGAUCUUUGCGCUGCUUGUUGGCUGAAUGCUUCUGGAUCUUGUGUCGCAGGCGCACCGACACGCGUUUCGACUGUGGCUUUCCGACUUUCAUGUUGGGCGAGGGUUGAUUUGAACGAG
Sphaerulina musiva SO2202 is the source of this 3667-nucleotide messenger RNA. RefSeq names its product N-terminal acetyltransferase A, auxiliary subunit. Gene Ontology annotation, cellular component: cytoplasm; NatA complex. Gene Ontology annotation, biological process: N-terminal peptidyl-methionine acetylation. The transcript is spliced from 2 exons. Gene Ontology annotation, molecular function: identical protein binding; protein-N-terminal amino-acid acetyltransferase activity. NCBI's taxonomy places the organism in Eukaryota, Fungi, Ascomycota, Dothideomycetes, Mycosphaerellales, Mycosphaerellaceae. The record is from RefSeq and is a predicted model, not a curated record. The coding region runs from base 82 to 2334 and encodes 750 amino acids.